AUGGUGAACCUAAUUCGUCGAGUGGUUUUUCUCUUCAUGACACUAGUUAUCACGAAUGAAGUCUUUGCCAAUGACUACGCUAUGGAACCUGAACUUGAGUCAUACGGAGAGGAAGAAUUAGCUGAAAUGAUACCUUCUAUGGAGAAUGAUAAGUACAUCCGGCACAUUCAUUCCAUGAUUAACGCAUACAGAGAUGACAUCUUGGGUCGUCGAAUGGUAAUUGAAACAAAUGCACUUGUUGACACGAAGUACAAAACAUGGAAACGCAAUGGAGACUUGAUAAAUUCUCUUCUGGCACUACCCAAAGGCAUGAAUGACGCAGGCCGUUAG
Molecule: messenger RNA, 330 nt
Organism: Spodoptera littoralis (African cotton leafworm)
Lineage: Eukaryota; Metazoa; Arthropoda; Insecta; Lepidoptera; Noctuidae
Source: the annotation of a GenBank genome assembly